This is a messenger RNA of Condylura cristata (star-nosed mole), 1002 nucleotides long. RefSeq names its product mitochondrial ribosomal protein L43 (gene MRPL43). The record is from RefSeq and is a predicted model, not a curated record. Gene Ontology annotation, cellular component: mitochondrial large ribosomal subunit. Bases 50 to 535 code for a protein of 161 amino acids. Lineage: Eukaryota; Metazoa; Chordata; Mammalia; Eulipotyphla; Talpidae. Gene Ontology annotation, molecular function: structural constituent of ribosome. Gene Ontology annotation, biological process: mitochondrial translation. The transcript has 3 exons.
CCCGCCCCCGAGCCGCCAGGCUGUGCUCGGCGACCUGGCCGCGGUGACCAUGACGGCGCGCGGGACCCCGAGCCGCUUCCUCGCCAGUGUCCUCCACAACGGGCUGGGGCGCUACGUGCAGCAGCUGCAGCGCCUCAGCCUCAGCCUCAGCCGCGACGCGCCCUCGUCCCGCGGCGCCAGGGAGUUCGUGGAACGGGAGGUGGCCGACUUCGCCCGACGGAACCCCGGAGUCGUAAUAUACGUGAACCCGCGGCCGUGCUUCGUGCCCAGAGUAGUAGCGGAAUACCUUAACGGGGCUGUGCGCGAGGAAAGCCUCCAUUGCAAGUCGGCCGAGGAGAUCGCGACCCUGGUGCAGAAGCUGGCGGACCAGUCGGGCUUGGAUGUGAUCCGCAUCCGCAAGCCCUUCCACACGGACAACCCUAGCAUCCAGGGCCAGUGGCACCCGUUCACCAACAAACCCACGAGGGCGGGCGGCCUGCGCCCCCGAGAGGUCCAGGAUGCCGGUGCCGCCCCAGCCCAGGAGCAAGCUCAGUGAAGAGUUGCCCCACGAGCGCCAACUCCAAGCUUUGGCUUCUUAUCCUGGAAGAGAUGAUUCUUGUUUUUUUGACUCUGGGAAUUCCAAGCGCAGGUGGACACUUGGGGCCCGGAAAGGGAAGGCUGCAGCUUGGAACAAAGAACAGAUGCCCGGUUCUUUAGCCCGCCCACUGCUAGGGGCAGUGACUUUGUGAGUUCCCUAGUUCUUGUCCAGUUGACAUCUUGAAACGUGAGGUUCUUCAUGGAAUUUACUGUGUCCUCAUUUCUGGAAUCUGGGUCAAUAAUAGUGACCUCAAAUCACAGUGAGUGAUUUCAAAGUGGGCUUCUGGAGUCUUGAUUUCCCAUUUGUGCAGCCGUUGAGCUAGCGAGAACUAGCACCUUAUACUCUUGCUGGGCAUUGGGCUAGGCACUUUGUGUAAAGACGAUAAAAUCAGGUUAAUAAAUAUUUGCCCAAAUUCACAUGUGAAA